Molecule: messenger RNA, 1026 nt
Organism: Uranotaenia lowii
Lineage: Eukaryota; Metazoa; Arthropoda; Insecta; Diptera; Culicidae
Exons: 1
Coding region: 1-1026 (341 amino acids)
Source: RefSeq, a predicted model, not a curated record
AUGGGGAGCAAACUUUCCCCCCUUCUGGCAGAAGUAUUCAUGGCCGAUUUUGAGACCGAUUUGGAGAAAAGAGAAAAACUCUUCCCCCGUGUCUGGUGGCGCUACGUGGACGACAUUUUCGCUUCUGUAAAAGAACGCUACCUCCCACAGACACUAGAAUUAUUGAAUAAUCAGCAUAGAUCGAUAAAAUUUACGGUUGAGGAAGUAGUUGAGGGAAAACUGCCCUUCCUUGAUCUGCUGAUCUCAAGGAACGAGGACAACACAAUAAAGUUUGAAAUCUACUGGAAACCAACCUCAACUGACAGGUAUAUUACGGUCGACUCACGUCACUUUGGUGCUCAAAAACAAGCCGCCUCCCACUCGAUAGCACAUCGGCUGUACCAUAUUCCAUUGGAAAAGCCUGAGUUUGAAGACGAGAAGCAAAAAAUUUUUGAUGCCGGAAUUGUGAAUGGAAACGACAAUGACUUCGUUCUUAAAAUUCUUCACAAGCACGCCCGAAAAAAGCACCGAAGUGAUGCAACAACACUAACACCGGAUAAAGAAGAAUCGCAAAGAGUUAGUCUACCGUUUUAUCCAAAAUUGACUAAUGGAAUCAGCCAGAUUCUUCUGCAGCAUGGUUUAAAAACUGCAUACAAGAGUGGAAACACCCUCAAGGAUCGUCUAGUCUCGCUUAACGACAAGAUUCCUGAGGAGGAUAGAUCCGGAAUUUACGAAAUUCCAUGCAGCAGCUGCCCGGCUAUUUAUAUUGGUCAAACUCGCCGUAAAUUCAAAGUCCGUCUCAAAGAACAUAAAAAUGCCGUUGAAAAUGGGAGAAUUAAUGAAUCGAGUGUUGCCGCCCACAGAACAGAGUUUGACCAUUCCGUCGAUUGGAAAAAGGUCAAAUUUAGGAAGUCUGUACGAAAAACAUCACAUCUGAAUGCCUGGGAGUCGAUAUUCAUCAGCACCGCCGAAAAACCGUUAAUGAACGAGGACGAGCCACCGAUCAUUUCAUCUCUUUUCAACCUGAUCAACCAAAAAUCCGCAUAA